AUGUCUGGUCUGUCAAGUGCAACAUCUGGCCCUUUUUCUACCACACGUGGCUCUUCCAGUACAACAUCUGGCCUGUCAAGGACAACCUCUAGCCCUUUUACUACCACAUCUUCUACUUUUAGUACCACAUCUGGGCUUUCCACAUCUGCCUCUCCUAGUACUACAGCUGACUCCUUUACUACCACAUUUGGCCAGACAACAUCUGGCCCUUUUACACCAACAUCUGGUUCUUUCACUACCACAUCUGGCCCAUCAAGUACAACGUCUGGCCUUUCAAGUGCAACAUCUGGCCUUACGACAGCUGACUCCUUUACUACCACAUUUGGCCGGACAACAUCUGGCCCUUUUACACCAACAUCUGGUUCUUUCACUACCACAUCUGGCCCAUCAAGUACAACGUCUGGCCUUUCAAGUGCAACAUCUGGCCUGUCAAGGACAACAACUGGCCCAUCAAGGACAACAUCGAGCCUCUCUAGUACAACAUCUAGUCCAUUUACUACAUCUUUCCGACCUUCUUCCACAUCUUCUACUUUCAGUAGCACAUCUGGGUUUUCCACAUCUGCCUCUCCUAGUACAACACCCAACUCCUUUACUACAACAUUUGGGAAGACAACAUCUGGACCUUUUACGUCAACAUUUGGCUCAUCCAGCACCACAUCUGGCCCAACAAAUACAAUGUCUGGUCUGUCAAGUGCAACAUCUGGCCCUUUUUCUACCACAAGUGGCUCUUCCAGUACAACAUCUGGCCUGUCAAGGACAACCUCUAGCCCUUUUACUACCACGUCUUCUACUUUUAGUACCACAUCUGGGCUUUCCACAUCUGACUCUCAUAGUACAGCAGCUGACUCCUUUACUACCACAUUUGGCCAGACAACAUCUGGCCCUUUUAUGCCAACAUCUGGCUCUUUCACUAUCACAUCUGGCCCAUCAAGUACAACAUCUGGCCUUUCAAGUGCAACAUCUGGCCCAUCAAGGACAACAUCUAGCCCUCUUACUACCAUAACUGGCUCUUCAAGAACAACAUCUAGUCCUUUUACUAUCACAUCUGAUCCACCUUCUUCCACAUCUUCUACUUUUAGUCACCACAUCUGGCCCAUCAAGUACAACAUCUGGCACUUUGAGUGCCACAUCUGGCACUUCAAGUACAACAUCUGA
Molecule: messenger RNA, 1155 nt
Organism: Archocentrus centrarchus (flier cichlid)
Lineage: Eukaryota; Metazoa; Chordata; Actinopteri; Cichliformes; Cichlidae
Product: mucin-21-like
Exons: 3
Coding region: 1-1155 (384 amino acids)
Source: RefSeq, a predicted model, not a curated record